AUGAUGAUGAUUAUGAUGGUGAUGCUGCUGAUGAUGACGAUUUUGAUGAUGAAGCUGAUGAUGCUCGAGAUGGCGAUGGUAUGCGAAAUCAAAGUCGCCUCAGCGCCGCUCGAGAUCGCAGCGUCGGUCGAGAUCACAGCGCCGCUCGAGAUCGCCUGGGGCCGAUUCACGGGCCGUCGCGACGACCGCCGAGAUGACCGGCGGGAGAAUCGCAGGGAUGACCGAAGAGAUGACCGCAAGGACGAUCAGCGAGAUCGCGGCAGGCACGGCAAAGACGACGACCAUCGUCGAGGCGAUGAUGACGACAAGGACAAGGAAGCGAGGCCGAAGUUGGAGGAGGACGGCCUUGCCGGGGCCAACGCCGACUUCGAGGCAAAGUCACCCAAGGGCGGCAAAGGAGGCAAAGCCGGGAAAGGCGGCAAAGACGGCAAAGGCGGCAAAGACGGCAAGGGCGGCAAAGGCAAAGUCGUACACAAGGGCCUCCAGGAUAUCAAGCUCCCCGAUGCAUCGCAGCAAGGAAAGGAUGCCAAGCGGCAGCGGACGGAAGACUUUGCCACGCUCUCCGCCGCUUUUACCCAGCAGUUGCAGUCGCUGCAGCCGCAGCCGCAAGCUAUGUUUCCAAUGUUGAUGCCGAUGCAGCAGCAAGCCUUGGCGAUGCAACAGAACUUCGGGAUGAUGCAGCAACAGACGCAGCUGCAGCAGCAGCAGCAGCAGCAGCAGCCGCAGCAGCUACAGCUUCAGGAGCAGCUGCAGCAGCCGCAGGAGCCAAAAGAUCUGCCAGGCAUGAUGAUGGGCAUGCCGGCGCCAGUGCCGCCUCCUUCGGUGGUGCCGCCACGAAGUGGACAUCCGCCUGCGGUGGGCGACAUGCAGGAGGGGGAACCGGUGCUUGCCAUCCAAGACGGGGCACCCUCUGAGACGACGAGGGAAGUAGCGUUGGACACAGAUCUCUUGAAGACGUCUGCUGAUCUUCUGAAAGAAAUGCGGGAUCUGCUGGAGGAGGGAGAGAAUUUGAGCAAGACCUUCGAUGAAGCGAUCGAAGAGGAGAAGCAAAAGGCAGAGCGCUUGGACGAGCUGCAUCAGGCUCAGGAGGACCUCUUGGCGCAGACGCAGGAGGACCUCUUCGGCGAAGACAGAUUCCCCGCGCUUCCAGCCCCCGGCGAUGACUUGGCCACAGAGUUGUCAAAGGAACCGGCCGAUGAGAGAAAAGUGAUGGAAUUGGAUCAACCUGUGCAAGACGACAAAGAGGCCGAGAAGGCGGAUGAGCCUGAGAAGGGAAAGCCCGAGCAAGAGGAACAAGCGGAGGAGCCUGAGAAGGGAAAGUCUCCGCCGGAGGAGCUUGUAGAAGAAAAGAAGCCACAGACAGAGGAGCAUGAACAAACCACUGCGCAGGAGAUGCCCCAAACGGAUCAGCUUCAGAAGGAGGAGGACCAUCAGGAAGCACCGCAAACGGACAAGGUCGAGAUAGAGGAAUCCCAAGCAGAGGAGCACCAUAAAGAGGACUCCGAUGGCGAGCUUCCAGAAACCAAGACGACUGCGACCGCGACUCUUGACGAGGCGGAGGCGGCGGAGGCUCUGAAUCUGGAGGAGACCUUCCUGACCAAGCCGGCCCCGGCGCCAACUUCUCAGGAAGUGUCCUGCGUCAGGUAUUAUAUCGAUGGCUUCCAGACGCCCAUUCUCAACGGCACCUAUCAACUCAAGAGUGGCAAGUACGUGGGCCAUCGGCAGACGUAUUGGAAGAUGUGCAACGACAUGACGCAGGAGGUCUUCAUGUUCUUCUACGAGCAAGAGCAGAGGUGGCAGCUGUGCCCACUGUAUGAGGUGGGGAACUACGAUCCGGAACAGAGCAUGUUCAAACAAGCGAAAGAUGGAGAAGGACGAGGCCUGGCCUACAGCACGGCAGAGGAGCGAGUUUGGAGAGAGUUCGUCAAUGGCGCGUGGGUGCUGGCAGAGUUGCAUAUCAGCUGCGACCAGGGCAGCGGCAAAUUCGAUGCCGCACCAGAGCCGCACCAGACUGAGGUGCCAGGCACUCCGGGCCUACCGCCGAUCGGAACGUGGUCAGGGCAGGGAAACAUGCAGGCACCUCAGACGCCGGCUCUGGUGCCGGGUACACCUAACCUGCCGCCGCUGCAGCAGUUGCCGCCAACUCCAGCGCAAGCCUUCGGACAGGUGCCUGGUACCCCUGGAAUGCCGCCAAUGCCGCAGCAGUCGCCGCAAACUCCAGCGGCAGCCUUCGGGCAGGUGCCUGGUACCCCUGGAAUGCCGCCAAUGCCGCAGCAGUCGCCGCAAACUCCAGCGGCAGCCUUCGCGCCUGGCUUCCAGCAGGCUCCCGAGACGCCCUUUCAAACACCAGUACCGGGAACUCCCGGAUUGCCCCACAUGGCGCAGCCAGAUCCCAUGCAGUAUGCCCAGCAUUUCGCGGCCUUGCCCUCGGAGGAACAGAAUCCAGCGCAUCACCUGAUUCCCGAGCAUGUGCGGCCAAAGCAGCAACGCAGCCGUGAGCCGACAUACGCCCGGCCGAGCUUCCCG
Molecule: messenger RNA, 2526 nt
Organism: Symbiodinium sp. CCMP2592
Lineage: Eukaryota; Dinophyceae; Suessiales; Symbiodiniaceae
Source: the annotation of a GenBank genome assembly